CUUGCCCCUCUCUUGCCUCCAUUGGACUCGGGCUUCGGGCGGAUUGCACCCAGAAGACUCUCCCCUGCUGGCUCCUGUGGUGAUUCUUCAAACCGACGCACUUCAAGGCCAUUCUGGACCUGCGACGAGUACUAGUAGGCCUUUCUCGAGCGGCUUUCGCCCCGGUUGAAUCGGCAUCAGCGCCACCCAGCAUACAUCCGCAAUCCUGCCCAUAACAGAAGCACCACCCGCACAUAGCCGAUAGACGUUGUAUCUCAAAAUUCAUUCUCUGACAUCUCAAAAUUUCUCCCAAAACCUCAAUUUCCAAAGCCUCGAGCAUGGCCUCUCCAGCUCAUUGCUACUACUGUUUCGAGAGCCUCGCGGCCUCCUAUAAAGACAACAAAGAGCCUAUCAGCCUCGCCUCCGUGGAAGAGCUCUGGGAGCGACACGAGCAAUUCAAGAAACUCGCGGCUCUGAACAACGACAACGACGACGAGCCAGUAUCAUUGAAAGAGAAUGUGCCGUUAGACGACGACGACGUCGACGACGAUGAACCAACCCCGAGUAGUCACUCCCGCAAGACCAAGUUACCCAUCGUCAGCCGCCUCCAGUCCGACUCGAGCUCAUCCACAACGCCCUCCCUCACAUCCACCAACUCAUCGCAAUCCAUGCGAUCCACCUCCACGACCCUCACGACCCCGGGCUCAUCAUCGACCCGAUCCGGCCGUCCCCGCGAAGAAAAAUACCCCCUCUUCGUAACGUGGAACACCUUCUCCAAACACGGCCAUAAAUCCCUCCGCGGAUGCAUCGGCACCUUCGAGGCUCAGGAACUCGCCCGUGGCCUCCAGAAAUACGCUCUCACUUCCGCAUUCGACGACUCACGAUUCUCGCCAAUUCCCGAGUCUCUCCUCCCAUCUCUAUCCUGUUCAUUGACCCUCCUGGGGACCUUCGAGCCCUGCACCAACGCGAUGGACUGGAUCCUGGGGGUGCACGGGCUGCGCAUCUCCUUCGUCCACCGCGGGAGACGUUACGGCGCGACCUACCUCCCAGAUGUGGCUGUCGAGCAAGGCUGGACGAAAGAAGAGACUGUGACGAGCCUGAUGCACAAGGCGGGCUGGGAUGGGCCAUCCGAGAGCGCAGCACGACGGUUCCUGAGGGGCAGUAACAGUUCGAGUCACGGUUCUUCGAGCGGGGCCGUGAAGCCAUGGGAUCAGGUCUCGGACUUCAGGACGGUCAAGUAUCAGGGUCUGAAGGCGAGUAGCAGUUACGCGGAGUGGCAGGAUUGGAGGCAGUGGGUUCUGUCGUUGGAGGACGGGAAUGAGGAGUUAUUGGGCUAAAUGGUUGGCAUGAGUCACGACUGGCCCAUCCUUUUGUUGGGAGAGAGAGAGAGACUGGGCUCACUAUACGAAGGGCUGCAAUGAUUUACGAUACGAUGUAAUGGUGUCUACGAGACAGGCAAGGCGUUCUCAGUCAACUAAUAUGUAGUAUUUUCGGGAAUAAUCUAUUCAUCAUCUACUGAACCAAUAAAC
This is a messenger RNA of Aspergillus heteromorphus CBS 117.55, 1508 nucleotides long. RefSeq names its product AMMECR1 domain-containing protein. The transcript is spliced from 2 exons. The record is from RefSeq and is a predicted model, not a curated record. Lineage: Eukaryota; Fungi; Ascomycota; Eurotiomycetes; Eurotiales; Aspergillaceae. The coding region runs from base 318 to 1316 and encodes 332 amino acids.